Messenger RNA from Nicotiana tabacum (common tobacco), 1804 nucleotides. Its product is annotated as chaperone protein dnaJ 16. Lineage: Eukaryota; Viridiplantae; Streptophyta; Magnoliopsida; Solanales; Solanaceae. The record is from RefSeq and is a predicted model, not a curated record.
AAUUUGAAACUUUUAUCUCUCUAAAAAAACAAAAGUCUUCUCUCCUUCACAGCUCUUCCAGCUUGGAACCUGAGGGUUUCCAUUUUUAGGGUUUCCAAAAUACCCCCAAAAUUUUCCAGAUAAAAUUUUCUUGGAAAAUUUGAUGUGGGUAUGAUAGAAUUUACAUUUUCUAAGGUCAAAGUUUCGAUCUUUAAGAAAUAACAUUAGUGUUUCCCUGAAAAUUGCAAAAACAAAAAACAAAGCCGGAUAUUUGAAGUGCUGGGGAGGAAAAAUGCCGGGGCAUAAGUCAAAAUCAGAGAAGAGUGAAGCAGAAAAGACACUAAGGAGGGACCCUUAUGAGGUAUUAGGUGUCUCAAGGAAUUCUACAGAUCAAGAAAUUAAAAGUGCUUACAGGAAAUUAGCUUUGAAGUAUCAUCCUGACAAGAAUGGAAAUGAUCCUAAAGCAGCGGACAUGUUCAAGGAGGUCACCUUUUCAUAUAACAUUUUAUCUGAUCCAGAUAAAAGACGUCAAUAUGACUCAGCUGGUUUUGAGGCUGUUGAGUCAGAAAGCCAAGAAUUGGAGCUUGAUCUUUCAAGUUUGGGAACUGUAAACACUAUGUUUGCUGCACUUUUUAGUAAGCUUGGUGUACCAAUAAAAACCACAGUCUCCGCAACUGUUCUAGAGGAAGCCUUAAAUGGUUCGGUACCUAUACAACCACUUCCACUUGGGCAGCCUUUGUGUAAAAAGGUAGAAAAACAAUCUGCUCACUUCUACUCUGUUAACAUAACAGAAAAGGAAGCGAAGGGGGGCCUUGUCUGCCGAGUUUAUUCACGAGAAAAAAGCAAAUUCAAGCUAUUGUACUUUGACCAAGAAGAAAAUGGUGGACUGAGCCUUGCAUUACAGGAAGAUAGUUCAAAAACAGGUAAAGUCACAUCUGCCGGCAUGUAUUUUCUUGGAUUCCCAGUUUAUCACAUGGAUCAAACCCAAAACUCGGUAACAGCUGCAAAGGAUCCAGACUCAGCUUUUUUCAAGAAACUGGAUGGAUUUCAACCAUGUGAGAUAACUGAGCUAAAAGCUGGCACACAUGUCUUUGCAGUUUAUGGUGACAAUUUUUUUAAAAGUGUGAGCUACACCAUUGAAGCUGUUUGUGCUGAACCUUUUACUGAGGAAAAAGAGAAUCUUAGAGCAAUAGAAGCUCAACUUUUGUCAAAAAGGGUGGAACUUUCUAAGUUUGAAACAGAAUAUAGGGAGGUCUUAGCGCAAUUUACUGAGAUGACAAGUAGAUAUGCACAAGAAAUGCAAGCUAUCGAUGAGCUUCUUAAGAACCGCAAUGAAAUUCAUGCUUCCUAUACAACUCUUCCUGCAAUGAAGCGUAGUAGUAGCAAUCGAAGUAAGAACAAAGGUGGUUCCAAGGAGGCCAGUGAAGAUGGUCCAGUACGAGAUAAGAAGGCUUCAAGAGACCGGUCAAAGAAGAAGAAGUGGUUCAACAUUCCCUUGAAGGUUGACAAAAGGAAGCCUUGUUAAAAUAGGUUUAUAGAGAAACGUGGUAGCAGUUGGCGCCGAGGUGCACUUACUGUUUUGUCCAAGCAAUGAACAUGUUGCAGGACUUGAGAAAUUGCCGGAGGGCGUAAUUGCUGUACCUAGGCAUCAGCUUUGCGCUGAAAUACUGGUAGGUAUUUAUGAAAUGGUGGUGUGACACGAGAAGCACUCAACAAAUCCUAUUGUAAAAUUCUUUCCUCUUUAUUCUUUUACCUUUUGAUGUCCGUCCCCAACGCUCACGCAUGUAAAUUGCAUUAUUCAAUCACAAGUCUUUCUUGAAUGAGC